CCGCGGUACCUACCGAGGGCUGCCCGAGCGGAGCCAUGAGCUGGACCUGCCCGCGUUGCCAGCAACCGGUUUUCUUUGCUGAGAAGGUGAGCUCCCUGGGCAAGAACUGGCACCGCUUCUGCCUGAAAUGUGAGCGCUGCCACAGCGUCCUGUCCCCCGGCGGACAUGCAGAGCACAACGGGAGGCCAUAUUGCCACAAGCCAUGCUACGGGGCUCUCUUCGGACCCAGGGGGGUGAACAUUGGUGGUGUGGGUGCCUACCUGUACAACCCCCCCACUCCUACCCCUGCCAGCACCAUGCCCCUCAGCCCCAGCAGCUUCAGCCCUCCCAGGCCAAGGACUGGCCUCCCUCAAGGCAAGAAAACUGCUGAGUUAAGAGGUAAAUUGGGCAGAUGGCACUGUCACCUUCGUUUUACAGGCCCUCCCCACAUGAAGACAUUCACUGGGGAGACCUCACUGUGCCCUGGCUGUGGGGAGCCUGUCUAUUUUGAAUGGAAGAACUACCACUUCUCUCCACCACCAGCUGAGAAGGUAAUGUCUUUGGGCAGAAAUUGGCACCGACCGUGUCUAAGGUGCCAGCGUUGCCGCAAGACCCUGACUGCUGGGAGUCAUGCUGAGCAUGACGGAGUCCCCUACUGCCACAUCCCCUGCUACGGCUACCUGUUUGGCCCCAAAGGUGUGAACAUUGGUGAUGUGGGCUGCUACAUCUAUGAUCCAGUGGAGAUAAAAUCCAAAUGAGAUGCUCACAGGAGAGUUCACCCUAACUCAGGCAUCCCAUCAUCCCCUCCGUGGUCCAGUGGGAGCUGCAAAAUUCUCCAGUCUCAUGAGGAUGGGGGAAGAUGAGAUCCUGGGGACCUGGGCCUAGGCCCUAUGGUAGGCCAGAAAGUCUAGGCUUUCUCUGCCAAUAUUUCCCUUUCCCAUUCCUAUCUGGUUAGGGGGCAUAGGCUACCCCAUUUUGAAUGGUGUCCUCCUGGCCUUCCCAACCCCUUUCCCCAGCAAAUUCUGGAGCUUCAAUGUACUCAUAAAACUUGUGUUUAUU
Molecule: messenger RNA, 1038 nt
Organism: Propithecus coquereli (Coquerel's sifaka)
Lineage: Eukaryota; Metazoa; Chordata; Mammalia; Primates; Indriidae
Gene: CRIP3
Product: cysteine-rich protein 3
Exons: 9
Coding region: 36-737 (233 amino acids)
Source: RefSeq, a predicted model, not a curated record